AUGACAAGAUCUAGAUCAAGAUCACCACGAUGGAAACCAAGAUCCUUAUCUCCAGCAUUUAGGAGUCCAGAGCACCAUAGGCAAAGGCAUGCUCAUAGUAAUUAUGACUGUGAAUAUAAAAGCUUUCGAAAGGACCCAAAGAAGCCAAUGCCUUGGAGAGCUGAAGAGGAAACGUACGGACAAAGCAACUCCAGGUUUGCACCUCAUGGAAAUAACCACCAUAGAAUGUAUGAACGCAGAUCACCUUCCCCAAACCUGAAGAGGAUUCCCAUGGAAGAUUCCUACAGUCAUAAGCCCUACAGAACACGUUCAUCAGAAAGAGCUGAGAGCAACAGGAGAUGCCAGUUACCACCAAAAUACUCAGAAAUGCUGUAUAAAGAGCACGAGCGUCCGUUCUACCCGCACAAAACGGAAGACAGAUACACCUUUGAGCACUACAAAGUCACUGGGAAUGAAAAAGGGAUGAAACCUUUUCACAGACCCUUAGAGGCUUCCUGUAAACUUGAAAGAAAAUGGCAUGAAGGUGACUUGAGGCACCAGAGGUUACCCCAAGAGAAGUAUGGUCAGUCACCCAGAAGAGUUUCUGAUGAAUUUACGGCAAGGAGCUCUUUACAGAAGAGGUAUCCUGAAGAUCACGAUUACAGAGAGUAUGGGCACACGUCUAAAAGGGCUCAAGAAAUGGAGAGGUAUGACGGUGGAGAAGUAGCAAGGAAUUCCAAGUGGAAGCAAGAACGUUCUUUUCCACCCUACCAAGAAAAGGAGGAGCAAAGAAAUCUGGGUGCCCAGUCCCACCGGCCGGCCGAAAGGGAGUACUCGGAGGGCUCUGUCCCAAAGAUAGCCUAUGAGUACAGUCACAAACGGCGCAGGCACCUGGAGGGGGAAAAGCCUUUUUCAGAUGAGAGAGCUCUGAAGUAUGUGAAGCAGGAAGAGCAGAAAUAUGGUUCUAAGGGUGCCCGGAACAGCAAAGAGUUAGAUUACUUAAGUGGUGGAAGAGCGAGGCGGACUGAAGGGCGUGUUGAAGCACCUGAUAAAUAUGCUUCAAAGAAGGGCUGCAAUGCUUGUGUUAACUCCUCCAAACUGGAUGUUGAUCUGAGAGCUUUUAAAAACAAACCCAAGGAAAGAGUAAGGAAGGAAGGGGAAAUCAGGAAGAAAGUAGAUUCCUCUGAUAGCCAGCGUGACCCAAGUCAUACCGUUUCAGAUGUGAAAGUGACAGAUGUCAACUGUAGGAGGGAACGGCUCACAAUCAAAGUGGAUAUGAAGAAAAUGGUGACCAAGUACAGGACUGCCUCUAGUCACACCACAGAGAGACAGAUGUCACAUGAUCUGGUUGCUGUUGGCAGGAAAAAGGAAAAUUUUCAUCCGGUAUUUGAGCACAUGGAGUCUGUAACCCAAAAUGUUGAAAAUGACCCAUCAAGAGAAUUUACUCAGGAAAUAAUCACAAUUAUCCAUCAAGUGAAAGCAAAUUAUUUUACCUCUUCUCACAUAACUCUCCACGAAAGGUUCUCCAAAAUUCAGGAUAAACCAACUGCAAAUCUGAAUGAAGUUAAAGUAUGUUCGGAUCCAGAAAUUCACAGGAGGAUUGACAUGUCUCUAGCAGAGCUUCAGAACAAACGAACUGUGCCAUCUGAAUCUCCCCAGACCAUUAUGAGAGCAUUAGAAGAUCCAAAUGAUCUACGGCAUGACAUAGAAAGGAGAAGGAAAGAGAGGUUGAAGAAGGAAGAUGACAGAGUGUUCCGUGUGGACGAUGGAGCUCCAAGGAACCAGCAAAGCUGCAGUCUCUCAAAAUUGCACAACUCCCAACUUGAUGGCUUCCAAAAGCAUAUGAGGUUCAUGAAGCCACCUUUUAGGAAAUUUAUUGGGAGACCACAUCUGAACUCUUACUAUUCAUCCAGACCAGUUGAUGCUUACCCUCACAGGCGCAUCAGGGGGCAUCUGGAAAAUGCAGGACCCAUCAGAAGAUAUUUAAAGAGCAACUUCUCAGAUGGCUGCUUGCAGCCCCAUCCCCGCUCAGGCUUAGUGCAGAAGGGUUUAUACAUCCAGGCGAAGUACCAGCGCCUGCGUUCCGGUGCUGCCAGGGGAUUCACCACCAACAGGUUCAGAGAUGGGUUUCUGAGGAAAGAAAAGGGAAACUUAAAUAUUGCCACAGAAACCUGA
Indicator indicator is the source of this 2154-nucleotide messenger RNA. RefSeq names its product BCLAF1 and THRAP3 family member 3 (gene BCLAF3). Gene Ontology annotation, cellular component: mediator complex. The transcript has 11 exons. Gene Ontology annotation, molecular function: DNA binding; transcription coregulator activity. The coding region runs from base 1 to 2154 and encodes 717 amino acids. NCBI's taxonomy places the organism in Eukaryota, Metazoa, Chordata, Aves, Piciformes, Indicatoridae. Gene Ontology annotation, biological process: positive regulation of transcription by RNA polymerase II. The record is from RefSeq and is a predicted model, not a curated record.